AUAUUAUGCUUUAGUUUUUUACGACACAAUUUGUCACAUUUAGUACGCCUAGAUAAAACUGCUAGAUAAAUGUAAUUCUAAAUAAUCGGUAUAAUGUGCACAACAUUUAAACUGUAUACUGCAGAUAUAGUAGACAGUGUGAUAGUGUGCUGUUCUAAAUGCAGCCUCAAUUAUUUUAAGAUGCUUUGCUGCCAUCUAGUGUUGCAUCUGGGUAUUGGGAUUUUGCACUCAUUUUCACUGGUUCACUGUUAGCCAAUCACACAGAGGUCGCUAAUGAGCUGCUGUUGAUUAAUGAGAACCCUUGACGAGUAAGUCACUUCUGCAGCGAGGUAACGACCGCAUGGCUUCAGUUCAGGAUAAAGUUGCUGCAUUAAAUAUUAUGGGGAAAUUAUACAGUCCCCUCAACCAACCUCCUGAUCACAGAUUGAUCAACAGACCUCAAGAUGUACAACCAAACAAGGUUCAAAACAAAGAAAUCUGGAGCCACAUCAUCGCUACUCUACAAGCCCAAGUGACGAUCAGGAAACGCAGGCAGCAUCUCAAAUCUCACGAUAACUGCUUUCUGGGCUCUGAAGCAGUGGAUGUUAUUCAAGAAUAUCUGACUCAGAAUAAGGUUCUUGGAGAUGCCCAGGUCUCCAGAGCCAUGGUGGCACAUCUGUGCCAGGUGCUCUUGGACUGUAAGGUGUUUGAGGCAGUGGGAACCAACGUUUUGGGGAAAACCAGUAAGCCAAGAGGCUUCCAGGACAGCAGCAGCAGCCUCUACAGAUUCCUGAACAUGGAGGAUGCAUCUCUGGAUGAGUUGGAAAUGGCGCUUUUCCCACCAAGUGAAGAGAGUUUGAUGAACAUCACACCAUGCAGUACGCCGGUGAAACCAGACCACGUGUUGGAUCGUCUCAUGGAGAAGCUGGACAUGACCGGACUUGUCGGUUCUCCUCCCACUGAAUGUCUUCCUCCAUCUGUGGUCAGAGAAGUGUGGCAAGAGCAGACCGUACGGAGGUUGUCUCAACUGAUAGAUCUCCCCCUGCUGGAGGGAGUGCUGAACUGCUCAAAGAUAGUUUCUCCACCGAGUCGUGGCAGUAAUAACGAGCCUGACCUCCUCUACACCAGCAACUACCUUGACCGAGAGGUUCUCAAGGCCUUUAAAGAAUCACAAGCUGAUGUUUGGCUGUCGGCAGCCAUUGACCUGCUGGAUUUCCUUCCGGAUCAGCUUGUGGUGGAGGUGAGCAGAGAGCUGCCCACGUUCUCCUGUGAGGAAGAGGAUGGCGAGAAGAUGUUUGAAUGUAAACUACUGCUGUUUCACGUGCUGGACAAACACUACGGACACAUGGAGCGCAAACCUCUCCUCUGUGACAGCAUGGCAGACGUCUACACUGAGAUCAUGGAACUCAUAAUGAACGGAAAGUUUGAACGAGCGUUGGAAGUCCUGCAGCUGACGCUGAAGCUGCUGUCUGCGUCUGCACGUGAGGAACUGCGCAGGCUGCUGGAGUUCAUGGCUGCAGCUGCAGAUGCUGCAAAUGUCCGGCUGCACAAAGAAAUUGAAAACCGGGUGGUUGUGAAAAAGACGUUCACCAGAGCUGUAAUCCAGAGCAAGAGCCUGACAAAAGGAAAGACAGACCUGCUGAUGCUCUUCAUGCUCGACAACCACCAGGAGAUCUUCAAGAUUCCAGGUUCUCUUCACAAACUGGUCAGUGAGAAACUGGAUGACAUUGUGAAACAUAGAGAUUCAACUACAACUGAAACCCCAUUUUGUCAGCGAGUGCCAAGAGACGUGUACAAAGAGACCAUAAAGGACUCGACUAAAAAUGAGCUGUACUCUCUCCUAAAAAACAUUGACGAAAACACCAAAUAUUCCCUGAAAGAGAAGAAACGACUCUUGGCGCAGUUUUAUAAGGGCCAUCCAGACAUCUUCAUGCAGUAUUUUGGGUCUAGACUGAGCACACUGAACCUUCUUGAAGUUUAAUUUCACUUUGUCCUGUAAAUGCUUUUGUUGAAUGUUUGUAUCCGAAUAAAUAAAAAUAAACAUAUUUAAGUGUCAAGUAAGAAUGGAGUAUGUAUU
Messenger RNA from Labeo rohita (rohu), 2056 nucleotides. It is a transcript of the gene depdc7b, whose product is annotated as DEP domain containing 7, paralog b. Gene Ontology annotation, biological process: intracellular signal transduction. The transcript is spliced from 9 exons. NCBI's taxonomy places the organism in Eukaryota, Metazoa, Chordata, Actinopteri, Cypriniformes, Cyprinidae. The coding region runs from base 341 to 1960 and encodes 539 amino acids. The record is from RefSeq and is a predicted model, not a curated record.